Manihot esculenta (cassava) is the source of this 1683-nucleotide messenger RNA. Its product is annotated as MAP7 domain-containing protein 1-like. The transcript is spliced from 9 exons. Lineage: Eukaryota; Viridiplantae; Streptophyta; Magnoliopsida; Malpighiales; Euphorbiaceae. Bases 1 to 1683 code for a protein of 560 amino acids. The record is from RefSeq and is a predicted model, not a curated record.
AUGGAAACUGUUUUACCCAGGUUGUCUGGCCGACCUUCUCCUCAGUUUGCUGUCCGAGCUCCAAAGAGGUUCUGGGCCGAUGAAAGGUCUGCUCCUUCUUCCGAGAAGAAAAAGGAAAUUUCCUUAAUGCCCCCGUCGCCUUCUUUUGAUAUAAAUGGAAGUGGGGAGAAUGAUCAACUUAUUGUUCCCUUUGAUGUGAAGUACCAUACUGGUACGCUUCCUUAUUCUUCCAUGACCCUUUCAGAGCUUCCUGAUGUUGUUAACAUUGAAUCACCUUCCGAAGCUGCUUCCUCCAAGGAGGUUAGCCGACCUCCCGCCAAAGCUUCUUCUCAAGCUUCAAAGCCGAGCUCCCGCAGCACCAAGUCGUCUCGGCCAUCUAGCCGUGUGGAGCGGGGUACUGCCCAUUCUUCUGGAGAGGGAUCGGGGGGAAAAUCUAAGUCCCCUAUUGAAGACAAAGAGGCCUCAGGGAAAGGGCUGGAGAUCGUCCUUAUAGAGGACUCAGCUCCAGAGGUUCCUACCCAAGAUGCCCCUGCCCCUGCGAGGACUGAACUUGAGGGUUCUGAGGGCGUUCCAUCUAAGACCGGGGACAAGCGCCCAGCCCCUUCUGGAACAGCUGCCCCAUCUCCUGCUCGGAAGAAGUCCAGGGCUGCUGCAGGGUCUUCUCCGGCUCUUCCUUCCAUUGGGAAAGGAAAAAGUGUGGCUGCCGAGCCUCCGUUGUUUUCUUCUGACAAUUCUCUGAAAGCAUCGGACAUUACCUCCGAGUCUCCGGCCAGUGCUGUUGCUGACUUUCUCAAAGAGCAAAUGUUUGGUGGAGUUACAGAGGCUUCGGACCCUCGCCUUCUUGCCCUGACUGGUCUCUUAGCCAGUUCUACUAAGGAGCAAACAUCCUUCCAGUCUCGCUCUCGUGAGGAGCUCGGAUCCUCGAUUAGGGAAAUGCUUCUGAUGGUGACGGGCCUCCUUAUGGAGGUGGAUAUCCGUGAUCGUUCCCUCCGGGAGUCUGUAGACCGCCGGAUUGAAGAGGCGCGUCUGGAGGAAAACAUAUCUGCAACCAAUGACGCGAGGGGGAAUCUGGUAGCCGCUCGGGAGCAGAUCCAGUCCCUCCAAGUGGAAUUGCACUCUGCACUGGAAGCCCUAAAAAAAGCUGAGGAAAAAGCAGCUGAGACAGCAAAGCAUACCUCGUCCUUAGAAGCAGAGCUGUCUCGGACUCGUGGGGUCCUCAAAGUGUCUGAUGAGAGGGCAGCUGCCUUGGAGGUUCGCUGCAAAGGAGUUUCGGAACAGCUGUCCUCUAUGGCAGAUGCUCUUCAAGAGAGGAAUGAGGCUUUGAGCCAAAAGGCUGAGGUCCAGCGCCAGUAUGAUGCCUUAAAGGCAGAUCUUGAAGGACUUCAGACUCGUCUGAAUGAAGUGGAAACUCAAAGAGAGAUGGCCCUAGCUCGGGUACAGUCAGCUGAGAUUUCUUCGGAAGAGUCCGAGCUAGAAGGAGAGGACGUGGAAGUCCUUGGGUCGAAGGAUGAUGACCCUGUUUCUGAGGGGGAGAACCCUAACCUUGGGUCAGAGGUUGCUCCUGCUGUUAAUAUUGAGAGCUCUGAUCCAAGGGAUACCGAGCUUCCUGCAGAUAUGACUGCCAAUAGAGAUAAUGUAGGCGAGGAGGUUUUAACUAAUAUAAACAAAUUUCUUCGUUUAUGA